Messenger RNA from Prunus armeniaca (apricot), 1902 nucleotides. Lineage: Eukaryota; Viridiplantae; Streptophyta; Magnoliopsida; Rosales; Rosaceae. The record is from the annotation of a GenBank genome assembly.
AUGGAAUUUGGUGUCAUUAAGCUAUCUUCGCCUCUGUCUUCUUCAGCUCUCAAUCUCCAGGAUUUUUCAUCACCUGUUGGUAGGAAUCAUUUUAAAAAAUCUUUACAUCCUCAGUUGCUGUCCUCUCCACUUCCUAAACCCUUUCUUCAACUUAAUGACAGACCACACAGCUUUCCCUACCAACAAAACUCUGAUCAUCUCUCCCCAAGAACGUAUCGAAGAUCCAUAUCAGCAGAAGCUGGAAAGCAGAGUUGGGACUUGGGUAGAUUUUUUAAAACAAUAUUUUUCUUCAACGAACCUCCCUCUCCUGCUAAGUUCUUUGAGUUUGUAAGUGAGAAACUAUCCAGCCCAUCACCUAGUAAACCAGAAAAGAAAAUGGAAACUUCUGGCAUUGUCCUAGUGGCUGGGGCAACUGGUGGUGUAGGUCGAAGGGUGGUCGACGUCUUAAGGAAGAAAGGGCUUCCAGUCCGAGUAUUGGUUAGAAAUGAAGAGAAAGCAAGGAAAAUGUUAGGCCCGGAUGUUGACUUGAUUGUUGGAGACAUUACUAAGGAGAGUACUCUGGUUCCCGAGUACUUCAAAGGAGUGAGGAGAGUGAUUAAUGCUGUUUCUGUCAUUGUUGGUCCAAAGGAAGGUGACACUCCUGACAGGCAAAAAUACAGCCAGGGAAUCAAGUUCUUUGAACCAGAGAUCAAGGGAGAUUCACCUGAAAAGGUGGAGUACAUUGGAAUAAGAAAUUUGAUCAAGGCUGUAAAAGGAAGCGUUGGACUUCAAAAUGGAAAACUACUAUUUGGUUUUGAAGAUAAUAAUUAUAGGGAAUUGGCUUGGGGUGCUUUAGAUGAUGUUGUGAUGGGUGGAGUGAGUGAAAGUACAUUUCAGAUUGAUCCAAACGGUGGUGAAAAUGGUGGACCAACUGGAAUUUUUAAAGGGGUUGUUUCCACUGCAAACAAUGGUGGUUUUACCAGUAUCAGAACAAAGAAUCUAUCAACAGCUGAGGAUCUCUCUGCAUAUGAUGGUUUGGAGCUGCGCCUUAAAGGUGAUGGUCGUCGCUAUAAACUAAUUGUUCGCACAAGUCGUGAUUGGGAUACUGUUGGUUACACAGCAGGCUUUGACACUGUUGGAGACCAGUGGCAGACAGUACGUGUGCCAUUUUCUUCGUUGAAGCCGAUAUUUCGAGCAAGAACUGUAUCAGAUGCGCCACCUUUUGACCCCAGCAAUAUUGUGUCAUUGCAGCUCAUGUUUAGCAAGUUUGAAUAUGAUGGGAAACUGAAUCCUACUUUUGUGGAAGGGGCAUUUAAGCUUCCAUUAUCAAGCAUAAGAGCAUAUCUAAAAGAGCCUAUUACUCCCAGGUUCGUACACGUAGGUUCUGCAGGAGUUACCCGACCCGACAGGCCUGGACUUGAUCUAAGUAAACAACCUCCUGCUGUUCGCUUAAACAAGGAAUUGGAUUUUAUCCUGACAUUCAAGUUGAAGGGGGAGGAUUUGAUACGGGAAAGUGGAAUACCAUACACAAUUGUGAGGCCUUGUGCAUUAACUGAGGAGCCUGCCGGAGCAGAUCUCAUUUUUGACCAAGGAGACAAUAUAACGGGUAAGAUAUCAAGAGAGGAGGUUGCUCAGAUUUGUGUUGCUGCGUUGGAAAGCCCCUAUGCAUCUGGCAAGACAUUUGAGGUUAAAAGUGUGGUGCCAUUUAGUGAGCCAUUUACAGUGGACCCUCAAAAUCCACCCCCCGAGAAGGACUACAAUGUUUACUUUAAAACUUUGAAAGAUGGAAUUACAGGAAAGGAAAUCCUCGAACAAGAUCCUGUACCAGUCAAUGAGUCAAUGACUGAUGAGAAGAAAAUCUGUCAGCAUGUGUAUAUACUCGUAGCAGAUGAAAAGCAGAGGCUUCUACAGGAACUUACAUAA